Molecule: messenger RNA, 7190 nt
Organism: Loxodonta africana (African savanna elephant)
Lineage: Eukaryota; Metazoa; Chordata; Mammalia; Proboscidea; Elephantidae
Gene: MCCC2
Product: methylcrotonyl-CoA carboxylase subunit 2
Exons: 17
Coding region: 143-1834 (563 amino acids)
Biological process (GO): L-leucine catabolic process
Cellular component (GO): mitochondrion; methylcrotonoyl-CoA carboxylase complex
Molecular function (GO): methylcrotonoyl-CoA carboxylase activity
Source: RefSeq, a predicted model, not a curated record
GUUGACCGGCGAAUCUGAGAGGAGUUUGUGGGGUGUCUGCUGCUGCAAAGACUAGAACAGGGUUGGAUCUGUAGUAGAAGGUCCAGGAGGGGAAAGCACUGGCCGCUCUCUCGCUCUCCUCUCUCCUUCUGUGCCCACGGCGAUGUGGGCUGCCCUGAGGUUACCCCUGCGUCCGUGCGCCCGGGCCGCUGCCCGUGGGCUGCGCGCCUAUCACGGGGACUCGGAGGCCACGUUGGGCACACAGCCAGACUUGGAGUCUGUCGUCUACCAGGAAAACUACGAACAGAUGAAAGCACUAGUCAGUCAACUCCAUGAACGAGCACAGCAUAUAAGACUGGGAGGUGGUGAGAAAGCCCGAGCCCUUCACAUAUCAAGAGGAAAACUGUUACCUAGAGAAAGAAUCGACAAUCUUAUAGAUCCAGGGUCUCCAUUUCUAGAAUUAUCCCAGUUUGCAGGUUACCAGUUAUAUGGCAAUGAGGAGGUCCCUGGAGGUGGCAUCAUUACAGGCAUUGGCAGAGUAGCAGGAGUAGAAUGCAUGAUUGUUGCCAAUGACGCCACUGUUAAGGGAGGUUCUUACUACCCAGUGACUGUGAAAAAACAUGUACGAGCACAAGAAAUUGCAUUGCAAAACAGGCUCACCUGCAUCUAUUUGGUUGAUUCAGGAGGGGCCAACUUACCCCGACAAGCAGAUGUAUUUCCAGAUCGAGAUCACUUUGGUCGCAUAUUCUAUAAUCAGGCAAUUAUGUCUUCUAAAAAUAUUACACAGAUAGCAGUGGUCAUGGGCUCCUGUACGGCAGGAGGGGCUUACCUGCCAUCAAUGGCUGAUGAAAACAUCAUUGUACGCAAGCAGGGCACCAUUUUCUUGGCAGGACCUCCCUUGGUUAAAGCAGCAACUGGAGAAGAGGUGUCAGCUGAGGACCUUGGAGGUGCUGAUCUUCAUUGCAGAAAGUCUGGAGUGACUGACCACUAUGCUUUGGAUGAAAUUCAUGCCCUUCACUUAACUAGGAAGGCCGUGAGGUGUCUAAAUUACCAGAAGAAAUUGGAUGUUACCAUUGAACCUUCUGAAGACCCUUUAUUUCCUGCUGAUGAAUUAUAUGGAAUAGUUGGUGCUAACCUUAAGAGGACCUUUGAUAUUCGAGAGGUCAUUGCUAGAAUCGUUGAUGGAAGCAAAUUCAAUGAGUUCAAAGCCUUGUAUGGAGACACAUUAGUCACAGGAUUUGCUAGAAUAUUUGGAUACCCAGUAGGUAUUGUUGGAAACAAUGGAGUCCUCUUUUCUGAAUCUGCAAAAAAGGGAUCUCACUUCAUCCAGUUGUGCUGCCAAAGAAAUAUUCCUCUUCUGUUCCUUCAAAACAUUACUGGAUUUAUGGUUGGUAAAGACUAUGAAGCUGAAGGAAUUGCCAAGGACGGUGCUAAGCUGGUGACUGCCGUAGCCUGUGCCAAUGUGCCUAAGAUAACCGUCAUCAUUGGGGGGUCAUAUGGGGCUGGCAACUAUGGGAUGUGUGGCAGAGCAUAUAGUCCAAGAUUUCUUUACCUGUGGCCAAAUGCUCGCGUCUCAGUGAUGGGAGGUGAGCAGGCAGCAAGUGUGUUAGCAACAAUAGCAAAGGACCAAAAAGCACGGGAAGGGAAACAGUUCUCCAGUGCUGAUGAAGCAGCUUUAAAAGAGCCCAUCAUUAAGAGGUUUGAAGAGGAAGGAAACCCUUAUUAUUCCAGUGCAAGGCUGUGGGAUGAUGGAAUCAUUGAUCCAGUGGACACCAGACUUGUCGUGGGUCUCAGUAUUAGUGCAGCUCUCAACGCACCAAUCCAGAAGACUGACUUUGGCACCUUUAGGAUGUAACUGCAGUGAAGUGUUUUCCGUUGGACGUGUAUUUAAAGUUAGCACAUUUAGUAGCCUUAAAAUGUUAAGAUUUUUGAACAUGUGGCUAUUGUAAUAAAAUUGUUUUCUUAUCACAGUGCACUAUACUUUUCUACUUAAAAAAAAUCAAUGCGGACAUUUAUUUGAUGAACAUAAACCCCUUUUAAAUUUUCUCAGAGAAAUUUCUCUUGGCCUAGUUUUAUCACCAAUGAUGAAGAGAAUGGUUUAUGGAUUCCUUUGUAACCCACAAGUAGUAUGAAAAGUUCUGUUACUGUAAAUUCCAGGUAUUACUGAAAUUAUUAACAUAAAGUUGUAUUUCCACUGAAAUGAAUGCUUUGCUGAUUAUGCAUGAUGAUAUUUGACACACUUAUUUUAAAAAAGGCAUCUAUUACUUUUCCAUCCAGCCACCAUCUUACUUUCUUCCCAUCAUAGUCAAAUUUGUCUAUACUCUGGGCUGUAUUUCCUAACCCAUUCUCUCCUCACCGUACCCCUUUCUGGCUUCCACUGCCAACAGCCCUCUCCAAGGCCCCCAUUGACCUCCAUGUUGCCGAAAACUAGUGGAUUCUUUUCCAUCUUCAUCUGAUUUUACUUUCUGUAGUAUUCUAAUCAGUUGAACGCUUGUCCUUGAAAUGCUGUUCUUAACUCCCAUGAUUUAACACACUAGGUUUUCUACCAACUUCUUUGACAAUUCUUUGUUGGUUUCCUUUGUAGUUCUCUCUUUCUCUACUGAUUCUUACUUCCCCUUCCUAUAUUUGUUUUUAAUUUUUAUUAGUAAUAUAUGAAUAUGUCCUUAUUCUAAAAGAUACAAAUACAGGUAGUCCCUGACUUACAAGUAUUUGAGUUACAAUGAACCUCACUUACGACCAUCUUUUUUUUUUUUUUUGAUACAUCUUAUCAUUAGUAAUAUGUACCACAUACAGUGUUGCAGUGUGUAAUUUGCUGAUGUUAUCAUUCUUGUACCAACUCCCAAAGACAAAUAAAGACUGGAUUUAUAAAGAUACUGAUAAUAACCGAAACCAAACCAAACUCACUGCGAUCGAGUCAAUUCCAGCUCAUAGCGACCCUAUAGGACAGAGUAGAACUGCGCCAUAGGUUUCCCAAGGCUGUAAAUCUUUAUGGAAGCAGACUGCCACAUAUUUCUCCGGUGAAGUAGAUGGUGGUUUUGAACCACUUUUGGUUAGCAGCCAAGCACUUUAACCACUGUGCCACCAGGGCUUCUUCUACUGAUAAUAAAAGACUAUAAUAAUGAAAACUAAAAAAAAAAAUGAGGUAUUCAACUUAGGUCAGAACUAACUUACGAUGAGUCAUUGGAAUGGAACCCAGUUGUAAGCUGGGGACUACUUGUAAUACAGAAGUAUCUUCUCAUUCUUAAAUCCAUGUGUUCCUUGUACCUUGAUUUAUUUUCGGUGGGCCAUUUCAACCCCUCUCAGGGCUUCGGUCACCAUCUAAGCUUGGAUGACUCCUUGUGGACAGUUCUUAACUGAGUUCUCUGAGCUCUAGACCUGCAUAUAUAACAAGUACACCAGACUGGGUGUCUUUAGGAACCUCUAACACAGUCAUCAAGACCUAUUGAUUAUCUUAUUUAUUUUUAUAUUUGACAAGUUUUAUUGUGUUUUAGGUGAAAGUUUACAGCACAAAGUAAUUUUUCAUUAAAAAUUUUAUGUACACCUUGUUUUGUGACAUUGGUUGCAAACCCUGCAAUGUGUCAGCACUCUCCCCCUUCCUUUUCUGUCCUGGGUUCUCCAUGUCCAUUCAUCCAUUUUUCCUGUCACUUCCUGCCUUCUUGUCUUUGCUUUUUGGGCAGGUGUUGCCUGUUUGAUUUUGUUUACUUGAUUGAACUAAGAAGCACAUUCCUCACAUGUGUUAUUGUUUGUUUUAUAGGCCUGUUUAAUCUUUGGGUGAAGGAUGGACUUCAGUUCUGAGUUAACAAGGUGUCCAGGGACCAUAGUCUCCGGGUUUCCUCCACUCUCUGUCAGACCAGUAAGUCUGGUCUUUUGUUUGUGAAUUUGAAUUUUGUUUUACAUUUUUCUCCCACUCUGUCCAGGACCAUCUAUUGUGAUUCCUGUCAGAGUGGUUGGGGAUGGUAGCUGAGCACCUUGCAGUUCUUCUGGGAGGAGGCUGGUGGAGACUGUAGUUCAUGUGGUACAUUAGUCCUUUGGACUGAUCUUUCCCUUGUAUCUUUGAUUUUCUUCAUUAUUCUUUGCUCUAAAUGUGAUGGGACCAAUAGAUGUAUCUUAGAUGGCCGCUUGCAAGGUUUUAAAACCCCAGAUGCUGCUCACCAAAGUAGGAUGUAAGACAUUCUCCUUAUGAACUAUGUUACUAGAUGUCCCCCGAAGACCGUGGUCCCCAGUGCUCAAUCCCAGUAACUUGGUCCCUCAAGGUGUUUGGAUGUGUCUAGGAAGCUUCUAUGACUUUGCCUUGGUCAAGCUGUGUGCUGUCUUUCCCUUCACCAAAGUUAACUUGUCUAAUAUUUAGUUAGUGAUUUCCCCUCCCCACUACUCCCCUCCCUCGUAACCAUCAAAGAUUAUUUUUUUCUGUGUGUAAACCUUUUCUCAGAUUUUUAUAAUGUGGUCUCAUACAGUAUUUGUCCUUUUGUGGUUGACUUAUUUCACUCAGCAUAAUGCCCUCCAGAUUCAUCCAUGUUGUGAAGUGUUCAACAGAUUGAUCAUUGUUCUUCAUUGUUGCUUAGUAUUCCAUUGUGUGUAUGUACCGUAGUUUAUCCAUUCGUCUGUUGAUGGACACUUAGUUUGUUUCCAUCUUUUCGCUAUUGUGAACGAUGCUGCAAUGAACAUGGAUGUGCAUAUGUCUAUUCUUGUGAUGGCUUUUAUUUCUCUAGGAUAUGUUCCUAGGGGUCGGGUUGCUGGAUCAUGUGUUAUUUCUAUUUCUAACUUUUUAAGGAUGCUUCAUAUCAUUUUCCAUAGCGGUUGUACCAUUUUACAUUCCCACUAGCAGUGCUUAAGAGUUCUGAUCUCCCCACAACCUCUCCAACAUAUGUUAUUUUGUGUUUUUUUGAUUUGUGCCAGUGAUGUUGGGUGAGAUGUUAUCUCAUUGUAGUUUUGAUUUGCAUUUCUGUAAUGGCUAAUGAUCUCGAGCAUUUCCUCAUGUGGUGUUAGCUACCUAAAUGUCUUCGUUGGUAAAGUGUCUGUUCAUAUCCCUUGCCUGUUUCUUAAUAAGAUUAUUUGUCUUUUUGUUGUUGAGGUGUUGAAGUAUUCUAUAGAUUUUAGAGAUUAGACCCUUGUUGGAUAUGUCAUAGCCCACAAUUUUUCCCAGUCUCUAGGUUCUGUUUUUACUCUUUUGGUGAAGUCUUUUGCUGAGCAUUAAGUGUUUAAUUUUUAGGGGCUCCCAGUUACCUCGUUUCUCUUCUGGCAUUGGCGCAUCGUUAGUUAUGGUUCGUAUUGUAUUUAUGCCAUGUAUUAGGGCCCCUAGCAUUGUCCCUAUUUUUUCUGCCAUGAUUGUUAUUGUUUUAUGUUUUAUAUUUAGUUUUUUGUUCCAUUUUGAGUUAGUUUUUGUGUAUGAUGUGAGGUAUGGAUCCUGUUUCAUUUUUUUCACAAAUGGACAUCGAGUUUUGCCAGCACAAUUGUUAAAAAGACUGUCUUUUCCUCAUUUAAUGGAUUUUGGUCCUUUGUCAAAGAUCCGCUGACCAUAGAUGGUGAAUUUAUAUCUGGGUUCUUGAUUCUGUUCCAUUGGUCAAUGUGUCUGUAGUUGUACCAGUACCGGGCUGUUUAGACUACUGUGACUGUAUAGUAGGCCAGAGAUCAGGUAGUGUGAGGCCUUCUACUUUGUUCUUUUUCUUCAAUAAUGCUUUUGCUUAUCUGGGGCAUCUUUCCUUUCCAUAUAGGAUUGAUGACAAGGACCUUCUCCCAGAGCUGACAGAGAGAGAAAGUAUUCUCUUGGAGCUGGCACCUUGAAUUUGGACAUCUAGUCGUCUAGACUGUGAGAGAAUGACUUUCUCUUUGUUAAAGCCAUCCACUUGUGGUAUUUUUGUUAUAGCUGCACUACAUGACUAAGACAGUUGGUGAUUAGUUUUUCUAUCUCGUUGGUAUUUGGAUCAGGAUUGCAUUGUAUCUGUAGAUUGCUUUGGGUAGAGUAGAAUUGACAUUUUUCACAAUGUUGAGUCUUCCUAUCCAUGUAUCUCACUCAUUUUUGUCUCUUACCACCACAGGACUUAGAAGUUGUUUACCUGACUCCAGUCUUACCUACUCUAAUCUGUUCAUUGCUCUGUAGUUAGAAUGACAACUCUGAAGUGCACAUUUGGUCAUUGUCUUAGUUAUAACAGAAAUACCACAAGUGGAUGGCUUUAACAAAUAGAAAUGUAUUCUCUCACAGUUUAGGAGGCUAGAAAUCCAAAUUCAGGGCAACGGUUUCCAGGGGAAGGCUUUCUCUCUCCGUUGGCUCUAGGGAAGGUCCUUGUCGUUAACCUUCCCCUGAUCUAGAAGCUUCUCAGCACAGAGACCUCAGGUCCAAAGGAUGGGUUCCCCUCCUCGUUCUUCAUUCUUGAUGGUAAUGAGGUCUGUCUCCUCUCUGCUGUCUUCUCUUGCAUCUCAAAAGAGAUCGACUCAAGAUACAGCUUAAUCUUGUAGAUUGUAUCCUGCCUAAUUAACAUCAUAGAAUUUAGGAUUUACAACACAUAAGAUAAUCUCAUCAUAUCACAAAAUGGAAGACAACCACACAAUACUGGGAACACAUUUUGGGGGGACACAAUUGAAUCCAUAACAGUUACACUACUCCCUGAUGUAGAAAGUGUCUGUGGUUUCCUGGAGAAGAAAUGCCAGACCCCUAAUACUUUCCAUGAUCUUGCUUGAUACCUCUUCAGUCUCAUCUUGACUAUCUUUUUAUACUCGGUGCUGCAGCCCUUCUGGAUGACUUCCAGUUCCUUGAAUCUACCAGGUCCUUCCCACCUUAGGGUCUAUAGGUUUCCCUCUAUCUGAACUAUUCUGCUUCCAUUCUUUUUCCACUCUUCCUUCUGCUUAAGUAUUUACUCUUCUACUUAAGCACUCCAUUUGCUCAGUUUAAACACCUUCCUCAAGGAUAUCUCUGUGACUUCCCUGAACUUGGUUAGAUGUCCUGCUAUAAGUUCUUACAAAACACCAUCCGUUUCUUCUAUGUCAAACUCAUCAUCUUAUUUUAAAUAUUUCUUUAAUAUCGUUCCACCUGCUAGAAUGGAAUGUAAGCUGUUUGAGGGCAAGCAUCCUCCUGUUUAUCCUGUAUUUCAACGCCUCGCACUUUGUAGGUGCACAAAUAUUUGUUGCAAGAACGAAAAAACUCAUACUGUAAUUGAUAAACUCAGACUACGUAGUUUUUAAAAUUAAGUAAUUGAUUUUAUUACUUAACCAUGAAC